AUGGCCAAUCGACUCGUGGCGAAUGCCACAAUUCCAGCAUUCAACUGUCCGCCCGGCACGAAAAUGCACAUCCUCAACCUCGCCGUGCUGAACGUCGAUGAAGCUUGGAUCCUCACGGGCAACAAUGGCUCCACGGUCUCCCAACCCAACCCGCCCUCCACCCGCCACCUCAACAUCGCCUGGCCCGCGCCCGCCACCGACCUCUUCCCCCGAACCGUCUACAAAGAACACCAUAAGUUACCCGCCGCCAUCGCCGCCGCGGGCUACUCCAUCACGGACAUCAAAGCCGUCAUCAUCGGCCACCUCCACCUAGACCACGCCGGCGGCCUCGAGCACUUCAUCGGCACCGACAUCCCCAUCUACGUGCACGAAACCGAGUUCAAACACGCAUGCUGGGCCGCCGCCACAGGUGCGGACGCAGGUGUGUACCUGACGAACUACCUCGAUCUGGAGAAGUUGAAUUGGCAGACAUUUGACGAGGAUGUGUGGGAGGUGUGCCAGGGGGUGACGAUGAGGUUGAUGCCGGGACAUACGCCUGGGUUGUGUGCUAUGCAGGUUAAUUUGGAGGAGAGUGGGGUGUGGAUCUGGACGACGGAUCAGUUCCAUGUUAGGGAGCAUUUUGAGUUGAAGCAACCGCAGGGAUGGCUGACGAGGGACUAUAAUGCGUGGGUGAAGAGUAGCAAGGCGUUGAGGAAGCUAAAGGAGCAGUAUGGUGCAACGAUGAUCUUCGGUCAUGAUCUGGACACGGUGAAGGCGUUGGGAUUUGAGGAGAAGGUAUUCCAGUGA
Molecule: messenger RNA, 786 nt
Organism: Cyphellophora attinorum
Lineage: Eukaryota; Fungi; Ascomycota; Eurotiomycetes; Chaetothyriales; Cyphellophoraceae
Product: N-acyl homoserine lactonase
Exons: 4
Coding region: 1-786 (261 amino acids)
Source: RefSeq, a predicted model, not a curated record